Molecule: messenger RNA, 2077 nt
Organism: Lethenteron reissneri (Far Eastern brook lamprey)
Lineage: Eukaryota; Metazoa; Chordata; Hyperoartia; Petromyzontiformes; Petromyzontidae
Gene: SLC25A42
Product: solute carrier family 25 member 42
Biological process (GO): transmembrane transport
Cellular component (GO): mitochondrial inner membrane
Source: RefSeq, a predicted model, not a curated record
CCUCACAACAUUCGAGGGCCUCGAGCGGAGCGGUCAACUUAGCGGCGUUUCGUUGUUAAAAUUUAAAACCUCGGUUCGACCCGCUCGGGUUUUGUUCUAAUUGCAUUGCUAAUUGUGCACAGCUUGCGCCCUCGUGUCGUCGGCCGGAGUCUGCGCGGACAGCCUCCGUCCGGUGAAUGCCACAGCUCCCGGUGGUGCCCGGUGUGUGCCGAGCUCACCCGGGCCACGUGACAGGGAUUUGAGGUGGGGCGGUGGGGGGCGGUGGGAGGGUGGGGGGGCGGGUGGGGGUGGUGGUGGGGGCCCCGCGCUCACCAUGGGGAAACACGCGGACGAACGCCGGGUGGAUCUGGUGCCCGGUGACACCAAAACCGCCGUCCGCUCCACUCAGCCGCCCAACCAGGUGCAGCACAAGCCUGUGUUGAACUCCCUGGUGGGGGGCGCGAUGGCAGGGGCCGUAGCGAAAACGUCCAUCGCUCCGCUGGACAGAACCAAAAUCAUGUUCCAAGUGUCGUCCAAUCGCUUCUCUGCCAAGGAAGCGUACCGCCUCAUCUACGCCACGUACAAGGCCGAGGGCUUGCUGAGCCUGUGGCGCGGAAACUCGGCCACGAUGGCGCGCGUCGUGCCCUACGCCGCCAUCCAGUUCUGCGCCCACGAGCAGUACAAGCGCCUGCUCAGCCGCUACUACUACCCUACGGGCAGGCCUCUGCCCCCAUUACCGCGCUUCCUCGCUGGCGCAUUUGCCGGUGUGACGGCGGUGAUGCUCACGUACCCGCUGGACAUGAUGCGCGCGUGCAUGGCCGUCACGCAUAAGGAGAUGUACAGCAGCGUGGUGCACAUGUUCGUUCGAAUCCGGCGAGAGGAAGGGGUGGCGACGCUGUUCCGCGGGUUCAGCCCCACGAUCCUGGGCAUCAUCCCUUACGCGGGCCUUAGCUUCUUCACCUACGAGACGUGCAAGAACCUGCACAGAGACUACUCUGGCCGCCGGGAGCCCAGCCCGAUGGAGCGUCUCCUGUUUGGCGGCUGCGCGGGCCUCCUGAGCCAGACGGCGUCCUACCCGCUGGACGUGGUGCGGCGUCGCAUGCAGACGUCGGUGGUGACGGGAGGAGCGCGCAUGGCACUGGUCCACGGGGGGAGUGGCCACGGCCACCCCGCCGCCACCGCUCACCCCAUGCUGCUGAUGGGCGAACCUCGCGGGGCCGGAGGGGCCUACACCUCGGUGCUGUCGACGGCGCGGCUGAUCGUGCGCGAGGAGGGAUUCCGGCGCGGCCUCUACAAGGGCCUGAGCAUGAACUGGGUGAAGGGCCCCAUCUGCACGGGCAUCAGCUUCACCACCUUUGACUUCAUCCAGGACGUCUUCCGCUGGCUCGGGCUCACGUAGUCGCGUUUGGGUGAGGGGAGGUGUGGGGGGGGGCACGCACCCCCUUUCUCCGUUCUCUUUUACUCGGGGUUUCCCAUAGUCCAUUGGUCGCAUCCCACCCUGGGUACCGCCGAUGUGCGUUUGCCAGUCUUCUAAAAUUGUUCACAAUUGCACGUUGAGUCGGCUGCUUGCCGGAUGCGUCGGUCGGUCGCUAAAACCUGUUCCACGUUGACGCGGGGAGAGCCUUGGUUCGAAUCCAGAAAUGCGGUGUAAGUCACGUGGGGAAGAAGUCGGGAGACCAAUAUCUCGCUGUAGCCUUCAAAUAGGCUGUUGGGGCAAGUGCUGUUGGCGAGCACCUGUUGAGAUUUGGAAGGGCACUGCUCCCGGCCGUCUUUGUCUCCCCAGGGGCCAGGCACUCGCUUUGAGUGCUUGGGGACGCGUUUGGCGAUCGUCGGACGCGCGUGACACGCGGCGACUGAAUUUGCACUUGAACAGAGAAGGUGGGCGAGUCGUGGAAACGGCGUUCUGCGGUGGGUCACGAGGUCUGGAGUCGGGUAAACUUCGCUUUCAAGCGACCCCUGCUCCCUCACUCUGCCAGACGAGUGUGCGAGCGUGGGUCCCCCGAUUGUGCCUUUUGCCAGCGUGCAACGGCUGUUUUACUUAAUUGGGUUCUUUUGAUUAAAAGUAAAACAAAAACUAAAUAUGUUUUUUUCAAUGCAA